CAAUUCCCCAUUCCCCGACGACCACCGUCGAGUCUGCCCGCGUAUUCGCGGAAUACGUGCGCGACGUUGUGCCACGUGUACCCGACGGACCAACAACAGGGCCCGUCGCGUUAUCGCCAGUGGCCGCCGAUGUGUCGCCGGUGGCUUGCCCGGUUUCGUCGAGUUUCCGCGCAGCAGCUGAACGAGCCUCCGGUUCCACGAUGAGGUACAAGCUCCUCGUCGCGCUGGUGCUUCUCUCCGCGCUGAGCUAUGUCGUCUGUCAAUACAGGACGAAAAACAACCAGGGCACCUCCUUGGCGGAGCGCGUGCAGCAACUGACCGAGAUGGCUAUGAAGAAGUCGGUGCUCAAGUUCAACGGAUCGAAAUUCAAGCAGUACAUCAAAGCUCCCCCGAGGAACUAUUCUAUCAUAGUUAUGUUUACCGCCAUGGCACCCCAGAGGCAAUGCCAGAUCUGCAGGCACGCCAACGACGAGUUCACAAUAGUGGCCAACUCCUUCCGCUAUUCUCCGUUGUACUCCAACAAGCUGUUCUUCGCCUCUAUCGAUUUUGACGAAGGAUCCGACGUGUUUCGAUUGAUGAAGCUGAAUACUGCGCCGGUAUACAUGCAUUUCCCGCCCAAAGGUAAACCGAAGGCUGCCGACACCAUGGAUAUCCAGCGAGUAGGAUUUGGCGCGGAAGCAAUAGCGAAAUGGAUCGGCGAACGUACCGAUAUCCAGAUCAGAGUGUUUAGACCUCCGAACUAUUCUGGUACAGUAGGAUUAGGAAUGCUCAUAGUUAUCAUAGGAGGCGGCCUGUAUCUCAGACGUAACAACUUGGAUUUCAUUUACAACAAAAAUCUGUGGGGAUUCUGCGCUUUGUUCUUCGCCAUAAAUAUGACUUCCGGACAAAUGUGGAAUCAUAUCAGAGGGCCACCCUUUUUCCACAAAUCGCCUAAUGGCAAUGUAGCUUAUAUCCAUGGAUCUUCUCAAGGACAAUUCAUAGUGGAAACCUAUAUUGUUAUGGUCAUGAACGGAGCAGUGGUAUUGGGAAUGAUCUUAAUGACUGAGGCUGCAGCUCGUAAAGGAGACGUUAAGAAGCGCAAGAUACUAGCUGUGAUAGGUGCAGGAUUAGUCGCAAUUUUCUUUAGUCUUCUUUUAUCGAUAUUUAGGAACAAAGCUCAAGGUUAUCCAUAUAGGGAGGAAUAAUUUUGUUUGUUUCAGUUUACUGUUCAAGUAACUAAAUAGGUGCAGAAACACAUCUUCGUGCAUUUAUUUGAACAAAAAAUAUUUCACAGUUUAAAACUAGAAAGAUUUUUUUAUAAAUACAGUUAUAUUGUUAUAGAUGUUGUAUCAUGUUCAUUACAUUGUACGUAAUAUAAUGAAAAUAAAUCCAUAUUUAAUACCAUUGUAUAAUAAAGUAGAAGCAAUGUAUGGAAA
Messenger RNA from Vollenhovia emeryi, 1415 nucleotides. It is a transcript of the gene Ostgamma, whose product is annotated as tumor suppressor candidate 3. The transcript is spliced from 8 exons. NCBI's taxonomy places the organism in Eukaryota, Metazoa, Arthropoda, Insecta, Hymenoptera, Formicidae. The record is from RefSeq and is a predicted model, not a curated record. The coding region runs from base 201 to 1184 and encodes 327 amino acids. Gene Ontology annotation, cellular component: oligosaccharyltransferase complex.